Molecule: messenger RNA, 1070 nt
Organism: Nomia melanderi (Alkali bee)
Lineage: Eukaryota; Metazoa; Arthropoda; Insecta; Hymenoptera; Halictidae
Source: RefSeq, a predicted model, not a curated record
AUUUACCGUUAAAAUCUCGUUGUUAAGUGCUGUUAUUUAUGUAGGAUAUAAAAUCUUACCAUUGCCUUCUGGUAUUACACUGCAAUAUCUGAGAUCAUCGGUUGAAGGAUUAUUAAAGUUGUGGUAAGUAUGGAGGCAACUGCUUGUGGAGACGAAUACGAGCAUAAUAUUCCGAGUGUUAUGUACAUAGUAAAUAAUAUACCAGGUCCAGGUAUAGAUUUAGGUGAUUUUGAAUCAGAAUACUCACUAGGUUGUUUAUGUACAGAUAGAUGUUCGAAUUGUUCAUGUACACGUGGUUCCCCUAAUUACAUCGAUGAUCGAUUAUUAGAUGAGAAACUAGAAGGGCCCAUUAUUGAGUGCAAUCCUUAUUGCACGUGUAGUGAAACUUGUGGUAAUAAAGUGGUACAGAAAGGUCCGUUGAAUAGUUUAAUGGUAUCGGAAGUUGGUGAAAAGGGACUUGGUUUAAUUACAACUAAACUGAUUAACAAAGGACAGUUCAUUUGCGAAUAUGCUGGUGAGGUAAUAGGUAUUGAAGAAGCACGACGAAGAGUAGAAGCAAAUAAAAAUAGUAUGAACUACGUUUUAAUAGUUUCUGAAUAUGCUGGUGAACGAAUUAUCGUAACGUGUAUAGAUCCUAAAUAUUUUGGUAAUAUUGGACGCUACUGUAAUCAUAGCUGUGAACCGAAUGCUAAUCUUGUACCUAUCAGAGUUGAAACAGUAGUGCCUCGAUUAUGUUUGUUUGCAUCUAGAAACAUAGAUGUUGGUGAAGAAAUAACUUUUAACUAUGCCGGUGGAGUUGUAAAUUCUGUCCAUGAACUCAGUGAUACACCCUGCCUUUGCGGUUCGAAAAAUUGUAUUGGCUAUUUGCCUCAUAAUUCUAUUUAAAAGGAAUUAAAAGUAGUAAAAACUAUCAAUUGUUUUACUCAGCGAAUGUGUCUUAUAUUAAUGAUAUAAUAAAGUAGUUUGUUUACAAGUUUGUAAAUUAUAUCUGUUCAUUGUCGUCUGGAUAAGCAAUAUAAAAAGCAUAAAAUGUGCCGUUGCUUAUUUUAAUUAAAAUCAGCGUAUUGAAA